This is a messenger RNA of Rotaria sp. Silwood1, 7332 nucleotides long. NCBI's taxonomy places the organism in Eukaryota, Metazoa, Rotifera, Eurotatoria, Philodinida, Philodinidae. The record is from the annotation of a GenBank genome assembly.
AUGGAAAAAUCACCUUUUUAUUUAACAUUUAAUUAUAAUGAUAAACAAAUAAUCAAUAAAAAUUUUACAAUAACAACUGAAUUAUAUUAUGAUAAACGUACAUCAAUUAAUUGUGAAAAUAAUCAAUAUAGAUUAUGUCUUGUUGAAUUAUCAUUACAAAUACAAUCUGAUAUAAUGUCAAUAAAAUUUUGGUGUCAACCACCAGCAUUUUUAUUUGAAGAUUUUAAUCAAUUUUCAAGAUUUCAUACUUGUAUACUACCUGUAAUUGAUGCUACUCAACAACCAUCUAUAACUAUGAUAAUUAAUUCAUAUGAUAUAGGAAAAAUUAUUCCAUUAGCUAUAGCUAAUUUUACUUCUUUACCAGAAUAUUAUAUUGAAAAAAAUUCUGAAAUACCAAUUUUGAUUUUCAAUAAUGAAAAUCUUCUUUCAAGAAAUGUUCGUUAUGUAGUGAGUGAAAAUGAUGAUGCUAUUGAAAGUGAGCUUGAUGAUCCUGAUUGUAUAAUGGAAAAAAUAAAUCGAACUAAUGGAUAUUCAAAUCAAGAUGAUCAAUCUAAAGAUGAUGAACCUGAUGAAACUGCUGUACCUGUUGAUUUUGCAUCUGACAUAAUACCAGAGGAUGAUCGUAAUCAACCGAUAGGUGAAUAUGAUGAUUCAUUAGCAGUCAAUUGUACAGCAGGUGGUCCACUUUAUGGUCAUCCAAAUGUUGAAUGGAUUCGAGUAGCUAAUGCAUCAUAUUUUAUAAUUGAUCAACGUAUUAAUCGUAAUGUUGAUCCUGAUAGUGAUGGUAUUGAUUUUCCUAAAAUGGAUACAUAUAUAUUACAAAUACGAAUGAUACCAUAUGUAUUUUUACAAUAUGUUUCUGUGCCAGCAAGUAAUGUUAUUUUAUUAUAUGUUGUGGUUCAUUAUGAUUCUGGACGAAGACAUAAUGCUUAUCAUUCAAAAGUUGAACAAAGUCCUGUUGUUGAAAAUUUUUUAGCUAAAGAACCAACAAGAUUUUUUGAAGUAUAUCUUAAUGCAACUGAUGAUGGUUUACCACCUAGUGAUGUUACAUUAGAUAUUGGUUAUUGUAUAGCACCAAAACAUAAACAUCCGAUUAUUGUUGAUUCAGAUAGUUCAUCCGAUCUGUUGACUGGAACAAUUGAUGUUAAUGCUAACGUUGGUGGUUCAAUAUCUUCAUUGGUUCCUAAGACAAUCAUUAAUCCAAGUGUAGCGUCGGAUACUUUGAUACCAUCACAAAGUCAGCUAGACACUGUCGAUGUUAGUAUUAAUGUUGCUCCUGUAACUCAGCCAAUAGUCGUUGAUGAAGCACACAUACCAUCUAUUACUUAUGAAGCUCAAGAACCAACGAGUGUACGUAAACCCUCCGAUUCUCUUGUUGAAACAGUAGAUGUUAGUGUUAGUAGUAGUGAUUCUGGAUAUGUACCAUCAGAAACUCGUGGAGCCGAAGAAAGUUCACCUUCACUACAAAUCCUUUCUCAAGUACCAGUAGUCCAAAUGAUUAAUAAUCAAGAUGAAUUAAACGAUAUGCAAGCAAAAUCGCCAGCACUUGUUGCUACAAUUGAUCUGAGUGUAUCUGGUGAUCUUUCAAACAAACCGUACUCAACUGAUGCUGUCUCAUCACCAUCACUUGUAUUCAAUGGUUUACUACCAAUGACGACAUCACAAGUUCCAGCAAACUAUUUUUGUUAUAAUAAUCUUCAAAUUGUUGGCAAUAUCAAUGUACAAAAUAUAUUUCAUAUCAAUAGUCCACAACAAACUCCCAUCUCUGAUAUUAUCAACUCACAAUCGGAAUCAACAGGUUAUUCAUUUUCAUCAUUUCACUAUCCUUAUCAUACGAUAGUCAUUAAUCUACGAGUUAAUAUCUAUGUUCAUACACUUACACUUGGACCACAAUCUAAUGUACAAAGAUAUGGUUUACGAUUAUAUAAUCCUUUGAGAAAUGUUGAUGAUACAUAUUAUUCAUCAAUAAUUCCUGGAUCGAAUAAUCAACCAGCUAUAGUUGGAAUUCCAUUAGCGAAAGUUGCUAUUCGUUUAUAUUUGAAUUUAUAUACAACAAAUGAUGGUAGACCACCAAGUAAUAUUAAAAUUAUGAUUAAUGCUUGUUUUGAUUUAUCAUCGAUAAGUAGUGGAAGUAGUCCAAUGAUAGGUGGUCAAUACUAUCGUAGUCCAAGUAUUUCACAAAUUCCUACAGGAAUACAACAACAACCUUAUUAUGAAAGUCCUGUUGAUUCAGGAAUGUCAAUGCCUAUGAUGAAUGUCGCCCAAUCAAGCAACAUCAAUCUGCAUUUGAAGGUUAAUAGCAUACCAUCAAGCUCUGGUCCUCUUGAAACUAGUGAUGGUAGAGGUGUUUCUCCUAGUCUUCAAGUAUCAUACGAUACAAAUGUUGAGUCGAUGGCAGUUAAUAAUAUAGCUCCAUCAAUAACAAUGCUAGUUGAUGCUUCUAGCAAUGAUCCUAAAAAUAUUGCCUAUGAUAGAUCGAUUGGUAUGCAAACACCAUCACCAUCACUCACUGAAUCUCUUGAUAUUAAUGUUAAUAUGGAAGUUCCAGCAAUACCGUCAUCAGACAGUUAUUAUUCGUCAGCUGUUGAACAACCACGUUCACCGACCGUGUCCUAUUAUUCAAGUUUAGUAUUAUCCCAACCAUCAAAUGUAUUAAAUAAUUUACCAUCAAUGACGACAUCACAAGUUCCAGCAAGCUAUUUUUGUUAUAAUAAUCUUCAAAUUGUUGGUAAUAUCAAUGUACAAAAUAUAUUUCAUAUCAAUAGUCCACAACAAACACCUAUCUCUGACAUUAUCAACUCACAAUCGGAAUCAACAGGAUAUUCAUUUUCAUCAUUUCACUAUCCUUAUCAUACGAUAGUCAUUAAUCUACGAGUUAAUAUCUAUGUUCAUACACUUACACUUGGACCUCAAUCUAAUGUACAAAGAUAUGGUUUACGAUUAUAUAAUCCUUUGAGAAAUGUUGAUGAUACAUAUUAUUCAUCAAUAAUCCCUGGAUCGAAUAAUCAACCAGCUAUAAUUGGAAUUCCCUUAGCAAAAGUUGCUAUUCGUUUAUAUUUGAACUUAUAUACGACAAAUGAUGGUAGACCACCAAGUAAUAUUAAAAUUAUGAUUAAUGCUUGUUUUGAUUUAUCAUCGAUAAGUAGUGGAAGUAGUCCAAUGAUAGGUGGUCAAUACUAUCGUAGUCCAAGUAUUUCACAAAUUCCCACAGGAAUACAACAACAAUCCUACAUUGGAAGUUAUAAUGCUCCAGCAUUGUCAGGACCAGGUGUUUCAAGGGAAAAUAUUGUUGAAACUGUAAAUAUUGUAGGAAGUAUCGAUUCGAAUGUUCGUACACCAUAUGAUGAAAGUGGUAGUUCGUCUGCACAAAAUAAUAAUGCUCCGGAUUUAAUAAUUGCAACUGAUUCUGUUGACAGCGGUCCAAUACGAUCGGAACCAUUCAUUGCAAAUGUUGAUGUUAAUGUUGAAAUCAGUGAAUCAUCUGUGCCAUCAAUGCAAAUGCAAUAUCCCAAUCUUCCUCAAACAAUGCUCACUUCUGCUAUAUCUCAUUAUCAUAGUCCAAUGCUACAGUCAUCAUCAAAUGUACUGAAUAAUUUGCCAUCAAUGACGACAUCACAAGUUCCAGCAAACUAUUUUUGUUAUAAUAAUCUUCAAAUUGUUGGUAAUAUCAAUGUACAAAAUAUAUUUCAUAUCAAUAGUCCACAAGAAACUCCCGUCUCUGGUAUUAUUAACUCACAAUCGGAAUCAACAGGUUAUUCAUUUUCAUCAUUUCACUAUCCUUAUCAUACGAUAGUCAUUAAUCUACGAGUUAAUAUCUAUGUUCAUACACUUACACUUGGACCACAAUCUAAUGUACAAAGAUAUGGUUUACGAUUAUAUAAUCCUUUGAGAAAUGUUGAUGAUACAUAUUAUUCAUCAAUAAUUCCUGGAUCUAAUAAUCAACCAGCUAUAAUUGGAAUUCCAUUAGCAAAAGUUGCUAUUCGUUUAUAUUUGAACUUAUAUACAACAAAUGAUGGUAGACCACCAAGUAAUAUUAAAAUUAUGAUUAAUGCUUGUUUUGAUUUAUCAUCGAUAAGUAGUGGAAGUAGUCCAAUGAUAGGUGGUCAAUACUAUCGUAGUCCAAGUAUUUCUCAAAUUCCUACAGGAAUACAACAACAACCUUAUUAUGAAAGUCCUGUUGAUUCAGGAAUGUCAAUGCCUACAAUGGAUGUCGCUCAGUCAAAUAAUAUUGUUGGAGCUGUGGAUGUCUCAGAAACUGUUGGUCGACAGCCUGGUUCAUUUGGACCGAUGCCUUCACCAAACAAACCAGUACCAUUUUCUCGUACACCUGGUCAAUGUUUUGAUCAAAUUCUUAUUAUCGGUGGUUCACAUAUAACUAUGAUUCGAUCACGCAAUCCUGCACAUCAAGUCGUUGGACCAGAGAUAAAUUUUGGUGGUACUGGUUAUACAUUUUCAUCACCAAGUGAUACUUAUGAAUUUGAAGUACAUUUUGCUCAACCAUUCACAAUGAAAUAUAUAUUUAUACCAUCUUCGGCUAAUGUAGAAAGCUUUAAAGUAGAAGCUUCACAUGCUGGAAUGUUAGGUGUAUUUACUUCUACGAAUACAAAAGAUGGUUUAGUUGUAGAUGGUUUUCCAACAAUGCUAGUUUCUAUGUUAGUAAUUACAAUCAUUCAUACUACUGAUGGAUACUUACCAAGUCAUAUUACACUUAGUAUUGGUGUCUGUAAUCCAAUUUAUUCGCCAUCGAAUGAAGGUAAUGAAGCUCCUGAAAUGACUGAUUGUACACCUCAAUUACGUUUACUUGGCAAUCCAAAACAAGUAACACGAAUCGAUAUUAAAACUGCAACAAUGCAUAUCAAACCUAAUAAUUUAAUUAAUCCAAAUCAAGAUGGAAUGGAUUUUCUUACAACAGAAGAAUAUAUAAUUGAUAUUGUAUUGAGUAGAACAAUGUCAAUAGAUUCUAUAACACUUAAUCCUUUAACUAAUGUUGAUAGUUUUAAAAUUCAAUGUCAUAAUUCUCAUGGUUAUUAUCUUGAAAUUAAAUCUAUAAUUGGUUCGAAAACUAUUAAUGGUCUUGCUAAUACACAAGCAAAUUUAAUAAGAAUUAUUCUUCUUGGUACAGAAGAUGGUAAUCCACCUAAUCAUAUAUCAAUUAAAAUAGCUGCUUGUAUUCCAACAAGUUUACCAAAAAUUAUGAGAAGUCCAUUUAAACAUGAACUUAUAACCAAACGAAGAAAACCAUCGAAAUUAAAUAAAAAUCGUUUCGAUGUUCUUGAAGACCAAUUGACAAUGACAUAUACAGAACAACAAGUUCCAAUAUCAGAAGAACAAUUUCAACUUGACUCACAAUCACCAACAUCUGUACAACUAACAGCAAACGUUGAUGUACAACCAAUUCAAGAACCUGACAUGGAUAUAUUACCAUCACCUAUUCUCGCACAACCAUCAUCAAAUAUCGAAUAUCGACCAUUACUAAACUCACAAUCACAAUAUAUACAAAAUCAAAUUCCAGAAAGAAAUAUUCAGUCACAGACAAAUAUAGUGGUGGAAAUAAUUCAACAACCAGUGAUUCAAACACAAUCAUCACCAAUUAUCGUACAGCCAAUAGUGAGUCCAGUCGAAUUACCAAUACGAACACCGAUUAUGGAGCAAUUUCAACAGCCAAUGAUGCCGUCUAUAUCUACUCAAAUUAUUGUCGAAACGCCCAAUCCUGUGAUUUUAACACAGCCAAGUAAUAUUAUGAAACAACCUGAAUCCAAUAUUGCCGUUCAAACUUUCUCAGCACCGAUUAUUACGGCACAAUCGACGCUUGAAGCAAGUGUUCAAACCAUUCCAUCACCGAUUAUUCCUGUACCUUUAAUAGUUCAAAUAUUACCAUCGCCAACACUUGUUGGUACACGUACUUUUGAUCAGCCACCAUCGAUCGACACCGAAGUGUCCGUUGUCAUUCAACAACAACAACAACAACAGCCGAUUAUAUCACCUCAAUCACCAUCGGCAGUUAUAAGAACGAUCUUUAGUGAGAUACAAUCUGCUCCACAAGCAACCAUCGUUACACUACCAUCACCAGUGAUUGAUGCACCUAGAAUUGAAGCAUCAGCAACUAUUUCAAUUGUCGAACAGCCUGUCAAUAUUCAGAGGAUAGUUGACAAUCGACCACAACAAGCAAUCAUCUCGCCAUCUUUGCCGAUGGUUAUUGUAGAAACUAUCUUUAGUCCAAUACGAUUAGCUCCUCAAGAAACAAUUCUUACAAUGCCUUCACCACUAAUUAAUGCGCCUAUCGUUGAAACAUCAGCAUCGAUUUCAAUUACUGAACAGUCAAUUAGAAGCCAACUUGUUCCCAGUUUUCAACAACGACCAGUGAUUGAGUCUCCUACUCCAACAGUUGUCAUCAGUACUAUCUUUAGUUCGAUCCUACCAGCACCGCAAGCAACUGUUCUUACAUGUCCAUCACCUAUAAUUGAUGCACCUCAAGCCGUUGAAAUAUCUGCAACUAUUCAAGUUAUUGAGAAGCCUGUUAUUUAUCAGCCUUCGCCGUCUAUAUCACCGCCGGCUAUCAUAAGAACGAUUUUUAGCGAAAUACAAUCGGCUCCGCAAGAAAUAAUUGUCACAAUCUCAUCACCUAUUAUAGAAUCAUCUCCAAUAGUUCGUACAUCAGAGACAAUAUCUAUUGUCGAUAAACCCCAAGUAUUUCAAACUGUACCGAUUGAUUUUCAACCAAAAGUCUUAAUACAAGAACAACAGCAAAUCAUAUCACCUGCUGUAACGCUGCCUGAUGUGAUACCUUCUUUGUCAGAAGUGGCCAUAAGAGUUACCUAUAGUUCGCCAAUAAUCGAAAUACAACAACAACAGCCGGUUAUUCCAUCUCCUAGUACAAUUAAUAUUAUAAGACCUAUACCAAAUCCGAGAAUUCAAGUUCCAGUCUAUGACACUUUAUCAUCACCAAUUAUCACACCAAGUCCAUCAAUUGCUGUUGUUUCUAGUUAUGCUCAACCAAUAGAUCAACAACCUGCUAUUGAAGAACGUUUACCAAGUGAAAUACUUUCAUCUCUAUCUAUUGAAAUUCAAGCACCAAAGAUACGUAUGAUACCUUCACCGAUCAUUUCACCACCUAUAAUAGCGACAGAUCCACACGUUCCUUUAUCAAUUCCAUCUUCUGGAAUACGUACUGAAAUGUGCAAUUGUCAAUGUCCAAUCAGUGGAUUUGUACCAAUAGUUUAUAAUAAUCGUCAACAAAGUUGUACCAUUGGUACGAGACGAAAACGUCGAGAUCGUCAUUUUAUUGAUGAUGAUGAUGAUGACGAUGAUCAUUAUUUCAGACCAAUUAACUAA